Molecule: messenger RNA, 2335 nt
Organism: Halichondria panicea
Lineage: Eukaryota; Metazoa; Porifera; Demospongiae; Suberitida; Halichondriidae
Exons: 6
Coding region: 21-2231 (736 amino acids)
Source: RefSeq, a predicted model, not a curated record
GGUCUUGUAGAGUCUACAAGAUGGCUACAAGAUAUAGCCAGCUCAAUAUUGAUACUCUGAAGCAGAAGACUGGGGUAACAGACACCCAGCUAGACCAAACAAUUGAGCAGGAACAAUUGUGGAGCCUGGCUGGUGUACUUGGCAGCUAUGAUAAGUUUGUUCGAAAGCCAGGGUUUGAUCUCAAUAAUGCCGAUAUAGCAGAUCUGGAAACCAUUGCCUCUAAGCGUAAUGGAAAUCAACAGGCUAUGUAUGAAGCUUUAAGGAAAUGGGAAAAUGUCAUCCGUGACUUCACUUAUCGGUCGUUGUUGGAGAUUUUGCUUAGUUUUCGUGAAGGAGCUUUGGCUGACCAAGUGUGUAGGACUUUCAUCCAGACACAAGCCAGUGAGCUGAAUAAAGAAGACGCUGUGUCCUUGUCACCUGCACCAGAUAGAAUAUCACUUCCGACACGGCCACCAAUUCCUGACCUAGUUGAACCAAAUUCCAUGGCGACAGGCACUACAACUGCUGACCGCAUACAUGAAUUUGAGACGAGGUUUAUGGAUCUACAAACGAAAGCUCUCGAUGAGAUAGAUGAUAAACGAAUAACUGUAACUCAGUUCCGUCGAAAGCUCAUGAUAAUGCCAAGCUCCAUCAAAAGUGAAAAUAAAGAUUUUAUCUUAUCAAAACAUUCCUUGUUUGAAAAAGCAGAAUCGAUCGAAAGCAUAUUUGUGCAUCUCAAUUUCUACCUGAGCUUUAUUGAUUUCAGCCUUCUUGAGCAUAUUAUAAAGCAAUUUGGUAGUGAUAGUCUGAAACGAGACAUGAGCAUCUAUGCAGAAGACAUGAGACAGUUUAGAAUGAAAACCUCUGUUAGUGAAGCACUUGACUAUCUUCCGAGAAAUUCAGAUGCUCCUGCUGGUUACUCUCGUCUAACAGUGAAAUUUGCUUUUGAUAUUCAGACAGCAACUCUGGAAGACGUAGACAAAUACAGGAAACGUUUCGCUAGUGAUUUCUCACUCUCCCAGCUAGCCCUUUCUUUGUUUGAACUUCAGGAAAGCUCACUACUGGUUACAUGGCUAGUGCCUGCUGCUGUAGGAACAAUGAUCAGUGACCAAGUGCAGAAGAAAAGGUCUUUUUUCUUUUUCAGCAAUGGUAUUCUCAAACUAUCGCUUGAAGUAGAAUGUCUCUACCCUUCCAUGCCGAUGAUAAAGGAUAGUCAAUCAGGUACAGAGAGAUCUGGUGGUGCUAUGAUUGAAACUGGAGCUGGAAAACCCAGUUUGACCUCUCUUGAACCACAUCACCUUAAACUAUAUCAAAGGAAGGUGGUGAAACCAACAAUCAAGCUCGAACCUAAUCAUCUUGGACUGGCUAUUGUUGUACCAUUCCAUUCGUUUUUGAGCCUAACGAAUGUGCUCACGAGAUUUGCUGUUUACGAGCCUCAAGAUGAACCAUCCCUAAAGUCAUACAUACAAGCUGUAGAUCUUGUGGAGCUGAAACACCAUCCCAUAUUAGUGAUGGUAUAUGGACAUGGACUUGCAAGGGGUAAUCUUCUACACCCUUCCGGUGGCUUCAUCAACAUCAAGGAAGAUAUUAUGGCACCACUAUUCCCUCCUAUUGCCUCACACCUUGCUGACAACCCAAAGAUAUUCCUGUUUGCUGCCUCAAAUUCUAAACGCCAUGCUCUACAUUUCGUUGAAGCAAUCUGGGAAAACUGCAUUGUUGGUUAUAUUGCAUGCGAUGAUCUCGGAGAUAUGCGGUGGGUGAGACACAUCGUACGGGGCAAACUGGCGCACCCUUCUAUGUCCGUGCAAGAGAUCUUUACUUCAAUUAGCGACCAACUUCUACCUUUUGCUACCAUGACUGUGCUCGACCGUCUCAAGAAGCCAGUCUACUUGUAUCCUCGUGGAUCUGAGUUAAUGGAAAUUCACAGCAGAUUACCCAAACGUGCACGUGUUUCCUCAACCCCACCUACAUUCUCUCAUCCUCAUGGAUCUGAGCUAAUGAAAACUCACGGCAGACUAGGUUCACGUCCACAUUUUCCCACACACUCACGUACAUUCAAUCGCAGCAGAUCACAAGAAUCAUCCGAGGACUUCGGUUUGCUGUCACGUUUAGGUGGACUAUCAAUCGCUGCCAAGGAGCCUGAUACUGAAUCACAUCUACUGGAACAACCAAUCAAGAAGCUCAAAACUGAACUCUCACCAAAGCAAUCGAAGGGAGUCCCCAAACAAGCUGAGUCGAGUGAUAAACUCUAAAAGACUAAUUAAUAGUGCUCACCUCAUGCUAGUAUGAGUCUUUAUAUUUUUUGUACACAUUAAUUUGUAUUUAAUAUUGCAAUUAUUAUAUGCCUCGAGGCGUA